UUACCAGUGGGCAACAGCUUCAACAUGCCAUCCGUUUAGGUUUGUAGACAGACUACAUGAGUCAUAGCCACCGCUUAUUUGUUACCAUGACACGUUGGUAAAUGGAGACAAUUAUAUGAUCUUUUUUAAAAUCAUAAAUGAUAUCAGCCAGCUCAGCCCAUAAACGGAGAUGUCUAUUUAUUUGCAUAGAACUACUAACGUUAUAUUCAAUUCACGCAAAUGAGCACAAUCAAGUUUAAACAUAGCGUUAGCACUCUGAUAAUAGGAAAACUGGGGAUUAUAAGAAAAACGCAACAAUAGAAAGCUACACACUUGGCAACACACGUCAACAUCCGGUGUUUGGGGACAGUAGCGCAGAGACGCACAGAUGGCGGAGAGAAACGCUCUGGAGAAGCUCGAUGUGGGCGCUUUAAGCCUCGAGCAGCAGGAGAAGCUGCACCAGUUCAAGGUCAAGACUCGAAUAGCUAAUGAAAAAUAUUUAAGAUCUCAUCCAGAGGUGGAAAUGUUACUCAGGGACUUCUUAAGAGACGUGUUUCUGAAAAGGCCUACAGAUAUUCGUGAAUUUGCAGCAGAUCAUUUCAGUGACCCAGGACUGCCAAAGAAAAUUCAGGCGCAAAUGAAUAUCCAUAAUAAGUGAAAAAUGUGUUUUUGAUUAUAGUGUUUUGAAAUAAAAGAGAUAAAAAUGA
Molecule: messenger RNA, 686 nt
Organism: Carassius gibelio (silver crucian carp)
Lineage: Eukaryota; Metazoa; Chordata; Actinopteri; Cypriniformes; Cyprinidae
Product: RIIa domain-containing protein 1
Exons: 4
Coding region: 368-637 (89 amino acids)
Source: RefSeq, a predicted model, not a curated record